CGGCGCCCAUGGGGGCUCCGCCACCGUCUCCUGGCCUCCCCCCGUCGUGGGCCGCGAUGAUGGCGGCCCUGUAUCCGAGCACGGACCUCUCGGGCGUCUCCUCCUCCUCCCUGCCUUCCUCUCCGUCCUCCUCGUCGCCCAACGAAGUGAUGGCGCUGAAGGAUGUGCGGGAGGUGAAGGAGGAGAACACCCUGAAUGAGAAGCUUUUCUUGCUGGCGUGCGACAAGGGUGACUAUUAUAUGGUUAAAAAGAUUUUGGAGGAGAACAGUUCAGGUGACUUGAACAUAAAUUGCGUAGAUGUGCUGGGGAGAAAUGCUGUUACCAUAACUAUUGAAAACGAAAGCUUGGAUAUACUGCAGCUGCUUUUGGACUACGGUUGUCAGUCCGCAGAUGCACUUUUGGUGGCAAUCGACUCUGAAGUAGUGGGAGCUGUUGAUAUACUACUUAACCAUCGACCAAAACGAUCAUCAAGACCAACUAUAGUAAAACUUAUGGAACGAAUUCAGAAUCCUGAAUAUUCAACAACGAUGGAUGUGGCACCUGUUAUUUUAGCUGCUCAUCGGAACAACUAUGAGAUUCUUACAAUGCUUUUAAAGCAGGAUGUGUCUUUGCCCAAGCCCCAUGCAGUUGGUUGUGAAUGCACGCUGUGUUCUGCAAAAAACAAAAAGGACAGCCUCAGACAUUCCAGGUUUCGUCUUGAUAUCUAUAGAUGUCUGGCCAGUCCAGCUCUAAUAAUGUUAACAGAGGAGGAUCCAAUUCUGAGAGCAUUUGAACUUAGUGCUGACUUAAAGGAGCUUAGCCUCGUGGAGGUGGAGUUCAGAAAUGAUUAUGAAGAGCUAGCCCGUCAGUGCAAAAUGUUCGCUAAAGAUCUGCUUGCACAAGCCCGGAAUUCUCGUGAACUGGAAGUCAUCCUAAACCAUACAUCUAGUGAUGAGCCUCUUGACAAACGGGGGCUACUAGAAGAAAGAAUGAAUUUAAGUCGUCUAAAACUUGCUAUCAAAUAUAACCAAAAGGAGUUUGUCUCCCAGUCAAAUUGCCAGCAGUUCCUGAACACCGUUUGGUUUGGACAGAUGUCAGGGUACCGCCGUAAGCCCACCGGUAAGAAGAUAAUGACCGUCUUGACGGUUGGCAUCUUCUGGCCAGUUCUGUCACUGUGUUAUUUGAUAGCUCCCAAGUCUCAGUUUGGCAGAAUCAUUCACACACCUUUCAUGAAAUUUAUUAUUCAUGGAGCAUCGUAUUUCACAUUCUUGCUGUUAUUAAAUCUCUACUCACUUGUCUACAAUGAAGACAAGAAGAAUACAAUGGGACCAGCCCUUGAGAGGAUAGACUACCUUCUCAUACUGUGGAUUAUUGGGAUGAUUUGGUCCGAUAUUAAGAGACUCUGGUAUGAAGGGUUGGAAGACUUUUUAGAAGAAUCUCGUAACCAGCUCAGCUUUGUCAUGAAUUCCCUCUACUUGGCGACCUUUGCCCUCAAAGUGGUGGCUCACAGUAAGUUUCAUGACUUCGCUGACCGGAAGGACUGGGAUGCAUUCCACCCCACACUUGUAGCAGAAGGGCUUUUUGCUUUUGCAAACGUUCUGAGUUACCUUCGGCUCUUUUUUAUGUAUACAACCAGCUCUAUUUUGGGUCCAUUGCAGAUUUCGAUGGGACAGAUGUUACAAGAUUUUGGGAAGUUUCUGGGGAUGUUCCUUCUUGUUCUGUUUUCCUUCACAAUUGGACUGACACAACUCUAUGACAAAGGCUACACCCCCAAAGAGCAGAAGGACUGUGUUGGCAUCUUCUGUGAGCAGCAGAGCAACGACACCUUCCACUCGUUCAUUGGCACCUGCUUUGCUUUGUUCUGGUACAUCUUCUCCUUAGCACACGUGGCCAUCUUUGUCACAAGGUUCAGCUACGGGGAAGAACUGCAGUCCUUCGUUGGAGCCGUGAUUGUUGGAACUUACAAUGUUGUGGUUGUGAUUGUGCUUACGAAGCUGCUGGUAGCGAUGCUUCACAAAAGCUUUCAGCUGAUAGCGAAUCAUGAGGAUAAGGAAUGGAAGUUUGCGCGAGCAAAGCUAUGGCUUAGCUACUUUGAUGACAAGUGCACACUGCCCCCACCUUUCAACAUCAUUCCUUCGCCAAAGACGAUCUGCUAUAUGAUCAGUAGCCUCAGCAAGUGGAUUUGCUCGCAUACCUCGAAAGGCAAGGUCAAACGGCAAAACAGUUUAAAGGAGUGGAGAAACUUGAAGCAAAAGAGAGAUGAGAACUACCAGAAAGUGAUGUGCUGCCUGGUGCAUCGUUACCUGACGUCCAUGCGACAGAAGAUGCAGAGCACGGACCAGGCCACCGUGGAGAACCUUAAUGAACUGCGCCAAGAUCUGUCAAAAUUCCGGAAUGAAAUAAGGGAUUUGCUUGGCUUUCGGACUUCUAAAUAUGCUAUGUUUUAUCCAAGAAAUUAAUCAUUUUCUAAAUCUUAUAGAAAUAAUUUUCCACAACAAAUAUGAAAGACUGUAUUUGCAUAACCUUGUAAUUAAAUCAGUAAGAUAUAUAUAGAGAGAGAGACAUAAACAAUUACACAAAAGCCAUUCUUUAAAUAUUUGUAGCAUAAAUAUAUGUCAUGUAAAAUAUGUAUAUGGAGUUAGUUUUUUAAAACCUGUCUGUGGCUUUUUGUAGAAGCAAAACAUUAAGUAAACUAUUUUGUUAGCAUGCUGUUUGGUUUUCUUAGUUAGUCAGUGCUUAAAAGUCAUAAUGUCUCAGAAGGACAGCUCUCGGUGUGUACACUGCCCGCUCCAUUGUACACAGUGAAGGGCAGCAGACACAGCUACCCUCAGAGACACUUGAAAUGCAGAGCUCAUGGUGUUUAAAUCUCUUGUUUUAGGAGGUCACACAGAGUUCAGUAUUCGUUGUUUAGAAAUGUAGUUUCAUCUAAAAUGCCCUAUUUUUUUUCUUUUGUUAUAAUCUUAGAAAACAAAAGUUUCUAAUGAAUAAAUUUAAGCCGGGCAUAUGGUGGUACAGGCCUUUAGUCCUAGCACUCGGGAGGCAGAGGCAGGUGGGUCUCUGAGUUCAUGGUCAGCCUGGUCUACAGAGUGAGUUCUAGACAGCCAGGGCUACACGGAGAAAUUCAGUCUCAGAAAAAAAAAUUAAUUUAUUUAGGUCUAUCAAUCUUAAUUCACCUUAGUAUUUGUUGUAUAAUAUAUUUACUUUUACAUGGUUGUAAUUAUUUUAUAUUUUUAAUUUUGUCUUCUGACUUAACUUAUUUUAUAUAUAGCUCUCUGUAUUAGUUCAUAUGUUUAAAUAUUUAUAGAAUUAUGUGAUUUUUGAAACAUAGUAGACAUCUUUAGCCAUAGAAUAUUUAUUUAUAUUUAUGCAUUUGUAAAGUUACUUUCCUGGGCAUUUGGUUAGUUUUUCCUUGUAAUUUUUCAAGUUGAGUAAAGCUCACCGUUCCAGAGCAGAAGCCAGUUGUCUUCACGUGCGGUCACACUGGGCUCGGCUGGAGAGCACUGGGGCCUCGAAGAAAGCUGCUUUACAUUCACUUGAAGGCUCUUGGCCUCCUCCUCCCAAGCGUUUUCCACCAAACCUAGCAUCGCUUCUGGAAAAGGGACCUUGUCCUCGCUGCUUGAGAUGUAAAGCAUUGUUUUUGCAAUUGGAGAAUAAAAAGGUUUGAUCUCUUCUCAGUGUUCAUGUAAGGCUGUAGCCCAGGUUUCCCCUGCUACUGCGUGGACAUUCUUGUAGCAUGUCUGGUGGGAAUUACUUUCCUAGUUGGAUGUCGGCUGGCCUUGGUCUGUUGACACCACCUACCCAAGGCGCCCGAGGAGUCCAGUGUUAUGUUUCAUCUUGCCUUUUACGUUUGUUUUUAAUGUCCAUGUUUAAGUGUUCCCUCUUUGGGGCAAAUUCUUAUAAAAAUGUUUAUUGUAAAGUUAUAUAUUUUGUCUACAAUGGGAUUAUGCACUUCCCAAUUGGGAUUUUACAUCAGGAUUUUUAGUCAUUCUAAAAAAAAUGCCUAAUUAUUAAAAAAAUUGUAGAGUGCCUAUUGUGUGCAUGAAUUACUGAUGAGGUCUAUUUUGAAUGAGGUAUAUAUUGUCAGAGAAAAGGUAAAUAAAAUUUGACUUAGAUUACAAAUUGA
Molecule: messenger RNA, 4102 nt
Organism: Meriones unguiculatus (Mongolian gerbil)
Lineage: Eukaryota; Metazoa; Chordata; Mammalia; Rodentia; Muridae
Gene: Trpc1
Product: transient receptor potential cation channel subfamily C member 1
Exons: 13
Coding region: 9-2438 (809 amino acids)
Biological process (GO): regulation of cytosolic calcium ion concentration; calcium ion transmembrane transport; manganese ion transport
Cellular component (GO): cation channel complex; membrane
Molecular function (GO): inositol 1,4,5 trisphosphate binding; store-operated calcium channel activity; protein binding
Source: RefSeq, a predicted model, not a curated record